UCUGAAUUUUAUUUGUAACAAUAAACCACAUAAAGCAAUGAACACUAUAACAAACCAUCUGUGAACUACAUUUGAGAGAAAAAUUAGUCAUCUAAUUACCUACAAAGAGCUUCUAUGGUCUCUGUAAGAAAGAUCACUGGAGCAGCUGUAAGCAGGAUGGAUUGGAAAGGCCAAGUCAAGGACAGGAGACCCUAUCAGGAGGCUGUGGCAGGCAUUCAUCCAGCACCCUGGCUACUGGACUCGAAGCUGAGCCCUGAGAUUUGGAAUCUAAUCAAGAGGCCCUACAAAAUCCUGCCUACUCUUCUCUGCUGGACUACUACCCUGCUGAGGCUGGAGAGGGAAUUCAGCCGGCCCAGCCUUGGCACCCUCAGGAUGGAUCCAACUGCUCCUACUGCUGCUGCCCCUGCCCCGGCCCUCCUGGCAUUCCGUAGCCUGUUAAACCCAUCGCCUCUUCUCUCCUGUGGACAAGAAGUAGAUGGGAGUGAAAGAGGAGCUUGUCUUUGGAGGCCUUGGCUAUACUCCACAAAUGACCCUUCAAGGCAGGCGAGGAAGCUGGUGGAUUUGGCUGCUGGUGAAGCAACAGCUGCCAACGUCACAAAGGCUGACUCCAAGUUCCAUCACCCUGUCAAGCUCUUCUGGCCUAAAUCCCACUCCUUUGACUACCUGUACAGUGAUGGGGAGAUUUUACUGCAGAACUUUCCUGUCCAGGCAACCAUCAAUCUGUAUGAGGACUCAGACAACGAAGAGGAGGAGGAGGAGGAGGAGGAAGAGGACAAAGUAGAGAAGGAAAAAGAGGAGGCAGAGGAAAAGGGGCCAGAAGGGUGUGGGAGAGUACCAGGGUCAGCACCAUGCAGGGCCACAGCUCAUCCCCAUUCUCCACCCCUGACCUGUCCAAACUGAACCGAUCAGAGUCCGACUGGGGUCCGGCACCCCUGGCAAGGCUCCCUGGCCAUCAAUUAGCCAGGAAUCUCCAGGCACAGCUCCCUGGAUUGAAAGUUGGCACCUCAAACCACCCAGGUCACCCUGGCUAUACCCAACUGUCCCGUGAGCCCGGGCCUCUGGCAUCUCAUUGACUGGGCUACUGUUGUUGUGUUGACAGUGGGAGGGUUCUAGGAGAUUUGGGGGAAAGAAGAUUUGAUUCCCAAAGCCCCCAGGAAGCAGACCAGGAUGGGGCAUUCCCAUGAAAAGGGGAGCAGUCACUCCUCAGGGCCCUAUGACUCCCCAGUCUUCCAGGCAGCCACACAGUUCUGUCUCCCCUUGGAAAGCCUAACUUCUGGCUUUGUCUCCAGGGGCACCAACACCAAAUCUUUUCAAAGUUGAGGUGCCUCUCUGAUGAGGCUUGUAAGAAGGGAAGGGGACAUCUAGAGAAUCAGCCUACUCUGGAGAUUCUCCCCCACUCCUUUGCCUGAUAUCCAUUGGGGCCUGUGUGCUGGCAUGAAAUGAAUCAGGAGAAAAAUAAACUGGAUGAUGUUUGCCUUA
Choloepus didactylus (southern two-toed sloth) is the source of this 1479-nucleotide messenger RNA. It is a transcript of the gene RIPPLY1, whose product is annotated as ripply transcriptional repressor 1. The coding region runs from base 115 to 900 and encodes 261 amino acids. The transcript is spliced from 7 exons. Lineage: Eukaryota; Metazoa; Chordata; Mammalia; Pilosa; Megalonychidae. Gene Ontology annotation, biological process: embryonic pattern specification; negative regulation of transcription by RNA polymerase II. The record is from RefSeq and is a predicted model, not a curated record. Gene Ontology annotation, cellular component: nucleus.